Tympanuchus pallidicinctus (lesser prairie-chicken) is the source of this 1346-nucleotide messenger RNA. RefSeq names its product coiled-coil domain containing 117 (gene CCDC117). The transcript is spliced from 5 exons. The record is from RefSeq and is a predicted model, not a curated record. Bases 204 to 1154 code for a protein of 316 amino acids. Lineage: Eukaryota; Metazoa; Chordata; Aves; Galliformes; Phasianidae.
UGGAAGCGAGCUGGGCUGUGGCGGCGCCGUCCGAGUUCGGGCGCGGCCCGGCGGCGAGCGUUCCGGCGGCGACGAACGGCCCGGCCGCCGCGCGGGGAGAACGCGGGUCCUGCGGUGCCGCGGGUCGGGCCGGGUGCCGUCGGGGCAGAGGGAGGCGGCGGGGCCUCCCGAGGGAGCUUGGAGCCGACGGCCCGGCAGGAGCGAUGGCAGCGCUGGGCAGGUCCUGUCAGGGCGUCCCCGCGGGUCCCGCGCUGGAGUUCCCGCAGGCCGCCGCCCCCGACCGCCUCGUCCCGCCCGGUGACGCCGCGGGCUGCGUGCAGAUGGUGGGGAACGGCGGCGACGGCCGCGGCUCCUCCGGCGUGUGUCCGCCCGGCGGCUUCGACAUCGCCUCGUUGGCCGCGCUCGGGAGUUACAACGAAGGCGUGGCCGUGCCGCCCGUGGGAUCCUUCACGCACCCGCAGCAGAGCCACAGCCGUGUCUCUGUUCGCUGUGGAAAGAAGCAUAAGCUAGAAGAAGAGUCAGAAGGUUGUCCCGUGAAGAAGAAGAGACUGACAGGAGCCAAAAACUGCCCUCAGAAUCCCAGCACUGAAGAGUGGAUUCUCUGUGCAGGUCAGCAGGCAGCUGGGGAGGUAGCAACAAGUCAGUAUGGUGGUAGCCAUCCUGAAACUGCCAUGUUAGAAAUUCCCUGUGAAGAAAUGGAGCAGACAAUGGGGGAGCAGCAGUGCGAGGUUGCUCGCAGGAAGCUUCAGGAAAUUGAGGACAGGAUAAUUGAUGAAGAUGAGGAAGUUCAUGCUGAUGGAAAUGUUAGCAAUCUGCCCACUCUUAUCCUGUCAGAUACCCUUAAGAAAGGGAUGAAGAGGGAUUUUGGUGAAGUCCUGACAAAGAAAAUAAUAGAGUCUAUGAGCCGUCCUUCUAUGGAGCUGGUGCUUUGGAAACCACUUCCUGAAUUUCUCACAGAUAAACUGAAGCCUGUUUCUGUUAAGAACUUCAGGCAGCAGGGUACUGAAGGGUGUCAAGCUAAGCAGUCAACACCAAGAGCUGCUUUUGACCCACAGACUGAAACAUUCCCUGAAUCACAACAGACUGCCAUGUCUCCAGAUCCAUAUGCCAGUUUGGGAACCUCUGGAUGUGCGGAAGAAGAAAUGGAGCUGUAGAUGCCAAAUUGUAGACUGAAAGUGGUGACCUUGUGAUGGUUUUUUUUGUUGCUGUUGUUGUUAUUUUGAUACCUUCUUUUCUUCUGGUUUGUGUGAAUCUGAAGUUUGGUUACGUUUUUUUGUUUUCCUAGUAGCAAUUGUAAGAACAUGGAUUGGCCAGACACAACUUUGGGCAACGUUCUAAAAAGAUAA